UGAAAAUGACAAAUAACUCGGUGGAUAGUCCUAGUUCAGCUCAAAGCCUCCAUUGCCGGCCGCAUCUUCUGGUUGUGCUCUGCUCUUGCUCCACCCCCUUACUUCCAGCUAUGGUUGGUACGGAGAUGCUCGCGGCCGCGGCUGUGAGCCAGGUCGCCCGCAAGAUCGGCGAAAUCAUCGGCGCCGCGCAGGGCGAGGUCACGCUGUGCUGCAGUUUCAGCGACGACCUGGAGAGCAUAAAGGACACUCUGGUGUACCUAGAAGACCUGCUGAAAAAUGCGGAGAGGAACUCCUUCGGAAGCGAGAGGGCGAAUCUGCGGCACUGGCUCGCCCAGAUCAAGUCCCUGGCCUUCGACAUCGAAGACAUGGUUGACGACUACUACUCUUCCAAGGAGCAGUUUGAAGGGAGCAGCAGCUAUGCUCAGAAGGGAUCAUUGUUCUGCUCACUUUCCAAUCCCGUGAUUUCGAAAGUUAGCAUGGUUCAUAAGAUGAAAUCCAAGAGAGAGUUGUUGCAGACAAGGCAACACUUGCCAAAUCAAUAUCAUUUCAUUUCACAUAUUAACUCAGUGGUGGAUUUUGAUGAGAAGCAGACAACAUCAUACAGAAAUAGUGACAUUAUUCUUUUUGGGAGAGAUAGAGACUUAGAAAAUCUCAUGGACAUUAUAAUGCAGAAAAGUGUCGGUGAGAUUUCCAUUAUUUCUAUAGUAGGGCCCAUGGGUCUUGGGAAAACAAGCCUUGCACAGCUAGUUUUCAAUGAUGCCAGAACAAAGGCAUUCAGCUUCAGGAUAUGGGUUCAUGUUUCCAUGGGUAAUGUCAGCCUUGAAAAAAUCGGGAGGGAUAUAGUUUCACAAACUACCGAAAGGAUUGAGGGAAAUAUGCAAUUACAAUCAAUUAAGAAUGCCGUUCAAACCAUACUUAAUAAGUAUAGCUGCUUAAUAGUAUUAGACAACUUGUGGGGUAAAGAUGAAGAAGUGAAUGAGCUGAAGCAGAUGUUGCUCACAGGUAUACAGACAGAAAGCAAGAUUGUAGUGACCACCCAUAGCUAUAAAGUUGCUGAGUUGGUGUCUACUGUUCCACCUUACAAGUUGUCUGCAUUAUCUGAAGAUGAUUGUUUGAGUAUAUUCUCACAAAGGGCAAUGACUGGGCGUGGUGACCCACUGUUCAGGGAAUACGGAGAAGAAAUUGUUAGAAGGUGUGGCGGCACACCUUUGGUUGCUAACUUUCUUGGAUCUGUGGUGAAUGCUCAACGACAGAGGCGUGAGAUCUGGAAAGCUGCCAAGGAUAAAGAUAUGUGGAAGAUAGAGGAAGAUUAUCCCGAAGACAAAAUUUCACCACUAUUUCCAUCAUUCAAGAUAAUAUAUUACAAUAUGCCUCACGAACUAAGAUUAUGCUUUGUAUACUGUUCAAUCUUCCCUAAAGGAUCUGUCAUGGACAAGAAAAAACUUAUUCAGCAAUGGAUUGCACUUGACAUGAUUGAGUCCAGACAUGGAACCUUACCUCUUGAUGUAACUGCUGAGAAGUAUAUUGACGAACUUAAAGCAAUAUAUUUCCUUCAAGUUAUAGGAAGGCAUCAAACUGCUGGAGAAAUAUUCAAUGCAUCAGAGGAAAUGCUCUGCAUGCAUGAUUUGGCACAUGAUCUUGCUAGGUCAGUUGCUGGUGAAGAUAUCCUUGUGAUUUUGGACACGGAGAAUGAUCGCCAUAAUAGAUUUUGUGAUUAUCGUUACGCACAGGUGUCAGCUUCAAGCUUACAGUCAAUAGAUAGCAAGGCUUGGCCUUCCAAGGCAAGGUCACUCAUUUUCAAGACUAGUGGUACAGAAUUGGAAGAUGUCAGCAAAGUUUUUUCAGUUAACAAGUAUCUGCGUGUUCUGGAUCUCAGUGAAUGUUCUGUCAAUGAGAUACCUGCUCCUGUUUUUCAGCUUAAACAGCUGAGGUAUCUUGAUGCUUCCACUUUGUCCAUUACAACACUCCCUCCUCAAAUUAGUAGCUUUAAUAAGCUACAAGCAUUGGAUCUUUCAGAAACUGAACUCAUGGAAUUGCCAUCCUUCCUCAGCAACUUAAAGGGCCUGAAUUAUUUGAAUCUCCAAGGUUGCCAGAAACUUCAGGAAUUGAAAAGCCUUGAUUUGCUGCAUGACUUACAUUACCUAAACCUCUCAUGCUGUCCUGAAGUUAGAAGCUUCCCUGAAUCUAUUGAAAACCUCACCAAACUUCGUUUCUUGAACCUGUCACGGUGUUCUAAGCUUCCGACAUUACCUAAUAGACUACUGCAAUCAUUUGCUAGCCUUUGUUCUCUUGUAGAUCUGAACUUAAGUGGUUUCGAGUUCCAAAUGCUGCCUGAGUUUUUUGGCAACAUUUGUUCACUUCAAUAUCUGAAUCUAUCAGAAUGUUCUAAACUUGAGGAGCUCCCCCAAUCAUUUGGUCAGCUUGCAUAUUUGAAAGCCCUAAAUCUUUCAUCUUGUCCUGAUCUUAAAAUUCUUGGUUCCUUUGAAUGCCUUACUUCUCUUCAGUUUCUGAAUCUCUCAAACUGCACUAGUCUUGAAUAUCUGCCACUGUGCCUUAAAAAGCUCCAAAAUCUCGACGUUUCUGGGUGCCAGGAUGGUAAUCCUGUUCUAGCAGCUCUGGGAGUUCGCCAUCUCACCAACUUUCAUAGCAAGCUGAGCAGCUCAGAUUAAGUAUUGAUAUCUCAGAGAUCAUUCUGGAGGAGCCUGCGAUUGGAGAUCUGAAAGGAAAGAAGAUAUUGGCAUCUGCUUCGCACUUGGAUGUAGUGCCUGAAGUUAUUACUAAGUUGUACUCAAACUGGAAUUGAUUUCUUCAUUGAAGUAAUCUCAUUGGGUACCUCAACAUGCAUCGCAGUCACUUUCCACUAGUUCACUACAUAGGUCACAGAGAAUACCUAGAGCCAAAUGAAGCUGGAGAUACACCACUUAUUCCAGGGUGCCGGUUCCCAUUGUCUUCAUCUCAUUCUUCUUUCUUUGCAUCAAGCUCAAGGGCACCGUUGGCAUAUUUCUCAUCUUCAGAUGUUUCAAAGAACAAUAAUUUGAUGUCGAAUGGAGAGAUAACAGGUACUCAAUCCAAUGAAAAAUGCCAAGAACCUCAGGACCUCAUAAAAGAUGUGCUGAUUACUGAAGAAAACAUAUGCUCAUUGGACACACCGGUUCAUGUGCAUGAAGCGGACAACAUAGAAGGCAACGAUGACGGCCACAUAAUCAAAUAUAAUGGAGUAUAUCAGCACAACAUACGAUGUAACGGGCCAAAUCAAGGGGUUGUCGUACAGCAGUCCAACUGAUUGAAUGUUCUCUCAGUAAGGUGUUAAUGAUGUGAAUUUGUCAUGAUCGGUCCUCUCAGCUUGGUUGGGUUUCCAUGGUUAUCGGUGAUGAGAUUGGCCAUGAAUCAGUGGUUAGGAGAGAUUGUUGCCUAACUACGUCAUGCUGCUCUGCCUGUUUUGAUUAUGUGUAGGCAAAGCUUGAUGGUUCGGUCAGUGUGCCCGGUGAGGUGUUAUUUCAAGUUUGGGUCGUGUCUUCACUACUUCUAACCCAUCGAGGUUCGCCAUCAAUGAUGUAUCAUCUGUUAGAUGGUUGCCUGAAAUGUACCUCUAUUUUGAUUUUUAGCAGACUAAUGAUUUACUC
Molecule: messenger RNA, 3623 nt
Organism: Triticum aestivum (bread wheat)
Lineage: Eukaryota; Viridiplantae; Streptophyta; Magnoliopsida; Poales; Poaceae
Product: putative disease resistance protein RGA3
Exons: 6
Coding region: 6-2669 (887 amino acids)
Molecular function (GO): protein binding; ADP binding
Source: RefSeq, a predicted model, not a curated record